AAUCAGAAAACAAAUUAAUAUUUAUCCAACAACAAGAAUCAGAAAUACCAUCAAACAACCAAAAUGGCCUCGCCACCAGAAAGUCCCAUCGAGGAGGUGGUCUAUGAAUUGGAACACACACGCGUGCCUAAACCCAUACCUGUUGCCCUGGAGGAUCUGUGCCGCCAAACCAAAUUCACUAAGCAGGAAAUUCGCGUCAUGUAUAGAGGAUUUAAAACGGAAUGUCCCGAGGGUGUGGUACAUGAGGAUUGUUUUAAGGAUAUUUAUGCCAAAUUCUUUCCACAUGGCAAUUCCAGUUUAUAUGCUCACUAUGUGUUCAAAGCGUUCGAUGUUAAUUGCAAUGGCGCCAUUAGUUUUCGGGAUUUACUGGUCACGUUGUCCACACUGCUGCGGGGCUCAGUCUAUGAACGGCUGCGCUGGACCUUCAAAUUGUACGAUUUGAAUGGUGAUGGUCGCAUCAGUCGCGGCGAAUUAAGUGAAAUUGUAUUGGCCAUACACGAGCUUAUGGGCAGAAGACCGCAUCAACCUGAAGAUGAUCGCAAGGCGAGAGAUCAGGUGGAUAGAGUUUUUCGCAAAUUGGAUUUGAAUCAAGAUGGAAUUAUAACGAUAGAGGAAUUUUUAGAGGCCUGUUUAAAGGACGAUUUGGUAACACGUUCAUUGCAAAUGUUCGACAAUGACCUUUGAUGACAGGAAGACGACGACGAAGUGGCCGUAAUACGCAAUUCAAGGACUAUAAUAUCGCUUAUAGAUCUAUAAAUUGAAAAUAAUAUUAAAGUAAAGUAAGCAAAGUAAUUGCAAAUACAACAAAACAAAAUGAAACACCACUGACAAAAAAAUUGAAGUUAAACAAAAAAUGAAACAGCGACAGCAACAGAUUAAAUGAUUAAAACAAAACAUACAUAUUAGCAAUUAAUAUUAGUUUAGGCAAAAACCAAAUAUCGAGAAAACAUGAAUAAAAUUUAACAGCGCAGCAGCAACAACAACAACAACAACAAUACAAACAACAAAAAGGAAUAUGUAAUUUUUUAAGCAUAUUAUGAAUUUAAUCCUGCCGUCAAAAGCGAAUUGGUCUUAUAUGUAUAUGUAUUUACUAUAUACAUACUUAUAAUAUGUAGAUAUUUAUUCACGAAUAUACAUUUAUGGAAUGUAUAUUAAAGAAUAAACUUUAUUUUCAACAAAACAAAACUAAACCACCAACAAAAUCAAACAAAGAAACCAAGAAACACUUAACAGGAAUUGGUAUCAAGAAUUUACUUUAAUUGCAUUUUCAUUUC
This is a messenger RNA of Drosophila willistoni, 1274 nucleotides long. RefSeq names its product Kv channel-interacting protein 1. Gene Ontology annotation, molecular function: calcium ion binding. The coding region runs from base 64 to 684 and encodes 206 amino acids. The transcript has 5 exons. Lineage: Eukaryota; Metazoa; Arthropoda; Insecta; Diptera; Drosophilidae. The record is from RefSeq and is a predicted model, not a curated record.